This is a messenger RNA of Fonsecaea multimorphosa CBS 102226, 3975 nucleotides long. RefSeq lists its product as uncharacterized. Lineage: Eukaryota; Fungi; Ascomycota; Eurotiomycetes; Chaetothyriales; Herpotrichiellaceae. Gene Ontology annotation, biological process: intracellular calcium ion homeostasis. Gene Ontology annotation, molecular function: ATP hydrolysis activity; P-type ion transporter activity; ATP binding. Gene Ontology annotation, cellular component: endoplasmic reticulum membrane. The record is from RefSeq and is a predicted model, not a curated record. The transcript has 2 exons. The coding region runs from base 1 to 3975 and encodes 1324 amino acids.
AUGGCGCAAAAAUCAUCGAGACUCGUCGACAAUGAUCAGAUUGAAACGGCAAGCCUUCACAACCCAUUGCCGGUCUUCCUCAAGGCCUACGUAUGGCCUUUCACCAUUCUAUGGCCCAUAUUCUUUGCAUUCUACCUAAAUGAGGAUCUCUACGAUGAUUACAUUGAUGGCUCGGAAUGGACAUUCGUCUAUGUUGCGACAAUCGUUACACUUCAGUCUUUGACCUGGCUCUCCACAAAAUGGAGUGUCCAUCUCAGGACUGUGUUCACCAUGACCAAAGCCACAAAAGUCGAGGACGCCAAAUUGAUCAAGGUUAUACCUGUGGUAAACUCGGGUGCGUCCGCGAUCUGCAAACUGGAGAGGGAGUCGGAUGGAAGAACUUCGUUCCUGUUUCAGAAGAGACGGUUUCUAUACUGGCCAGAGAAGGGAACAUUUGCGCCCUUGUCCUACGCCCUGGAUGCCGAGAAGAAGCCCCUCCUCCGCGACUUCCAACUGUCGCGGGGCCUCACCUCUGAAGCUGAAAUCGAGACGGUCCACAAGCAUUAUGGCGACAAUACGUUUGACAUACCUGUCCCGACAUUCACGGAGCUGUGGAAGGAGCACGCUGUUGCCCCAUUCUUCAUCUUUCAGGUGUUUUGUGUUGGUCUCUGGUUGCUCGAUGACUAUUGGUACUAUUCGUUGUUCACCCUGUUCAUGCUGGUGGCUUUUGAAAGCACAGUGGUCUGGCAGAGACAGCGGACAUUGAACGAAUUUCGAGGAAUGAGCAUCAAACCAUAUGAUAUCUGGGUGUAUCGUGUCAACAAGUGGGUCGAGAUCAAGAGUGACAAACUCCUACCAGGCGAUCUGGCAUCCGUGGGACGAACUCAAGAAGAUUCAGGAGUUGCCUGCGACAUGCUACUCAUCGAAGGCACUGCGAUUGUGAAUGAGGCUAUGCUGUCCGGAGAGAGCACGCCGCUCCUCAAAGAGUCAAUCCUUCUCCGCCCUGGAGACGCGACAAUCGAACCCGAAGGCUUGGACAAGAAUGCUUUUCUCUGGGGAGGUACGAAAGUCCUUCAGAUUACCCACCCUGCCGCCACUGAAGAUGCGCCGGAAACCGUUCCACAAUUGCGGUCGGGUGUCCCUUCACCGCCUGAUAACGGCGCUAUGGCUGUGGUUCUCAAGACCGGAUUUGAGACCAGUCAAGGAAGUCUAGUGCGAACCAUGAUCUACUCAACGGAGCGUGUCUCGGCCAAUAACGCUGAAGCCCUGAUUUUCAUUCUCUUCUUACUGAUCUUUGCCCUUGCCGCCUCGUGGUACGUGUGGCAAGAAGGUGUCAAGAACAACAGAAAGCGGUCCAAGCUGUUACUCGACUGCAUUCUGAUCGUCACAAGUGUCGUGCCGCCUGAACUGCCUAUGGAGCUAUCCUUGGCGGUCAACACUAGUUUGGCAGCGCUCAGCAAAUUUGCCAUCUUCUGUACAGAACCCUUCAGAAUUCCAUAUGCCGGACGUGUGGAUGUCGCCUGUUUCGACAAGACUGGAACAUUGACCGGCGAAGAUCUCGUUGUUGACGGUAUUGCUGGUCUUAGCCUGGGGAAGAAGAGUGCCCAGACCGAAGCAGAUGGUGCGCAGUCUUCAAUCACUAAGGUCCCAGAGUGUGGCAUUUAUACCACCCUGGUUUUGGCGACCGCUCACGCCUUGGUCAAACUUGAAGAAGGGGACAUCGUCGGCGAUCCCAUGGAGAAAGCCACACUAAACGCUCUCAAUUGGACCCUUGGCCACAAUGACACUUUGAUCAGCACUCCUCCGCCCAAAUCGAAGAAACCUAAACCAUUCUCGACAGCCGGUGCCUCGCAUGUCGUACAAAUCAAACGACGAUUCCAAUUCUCCUCCGCUCUCAAGCGAAUGAGUUCUGUGGCUACAGUUCAGAUGACCGAUCCCAAAUCCGGAAGGAAGGCGAAGGGCACUUUUGUUGGUGUCAAAGGCGCUCCGGAAACCAUCCAGAAGAUGUUGAUUGAGACGCCACCGAAAUAUGAGGAGACUUUCAAGUACUUCACGCGGAACGGUGCUCGGGUACUGUCUCUCGGCUAUAAAUAUCUUUCGACCGAGUCCGAGAUCGGCCAGAAACGCAUCAAUGAUCUCAAACGCGAAGAAGUCGAGGGUGAUCUACAUUUUGCAGGUUUCUUGGUGCUCCAGACUCCUCUGAAAGAAGAUGCUAUCAGGGCCAUUCAGAUGCUGAACGAAAGCAGCCACCGUGUGGUGAUGAUUACCGGAGACAACCCGCUGACUGCGGUUCAUGUUGCCAGAGCGGUCGAGAUCGUCGACCGAGACUGUUUGAUUCUGGAUGCUCCCGAGCACGAUGACUCGGGGACUAAACUUGUCUGGCGCAGCGUUGACGAGAAAACCAUCAUCCCUGUCGAUCCAACGGCGGAUCUGGAUCCGAAGAUUAUUGAGACCAAGGACUUGUGCGUUACUGGCUAUGCUCUUGCCAAAUUCAGCGGCCAGAAAGCAUUCAUGUCGUUGCUGAGGCAUACCUGGGUCUAUGCCCGAGUCUCGCCAAAGCAGAAGGAGGAAAUUUUGAUUGGUCUCAAAGAUCAAGGCUACACUACGUUGAUGUGUGGCGACGGAACCAACGAUGUAGGCGCGCUGAAGCAAGCCCACAUUGGCGUCGCUCUGCUUAAUGGCUCUCAAGACGCUCUCAAUAAGAUCGGCGAACAUUACCGGACCACCAAGAUGAAGGAGAUCUAUGAGAAGCAAGUGCAGCUGAUGGCAAGAUUCAAUCAACCAGCGCCGCCGGUCCCUCCGGGGAUUGCACAUCUCUAUCCGCCUGGUCCCCGCAACCCCCACCAUGAAAAGGCGAUCAAAAAGAUUGCUGAGCAAAAAGGUAUCAAUCUGGAGAAUGGCAAUGCUGAGAAUGGCACCGUGGAAACCAUCACCUCACCGGGCGCACAAGCGAUUCAGCAAUCAAAUGCCAAUCUGACGCCUCAACAACAACGUCAGCAAGAGGCUCAACAGAAAGCAGCUAGCUGGGCCGACAAGUUUACCUCGAGCAUGAUGGAAACCGAACUCGACGACGGCGAGCCGCCUACGAUCAAGCUGGGAGAUGCCUCCGUCGCAGCUCCGUUUACAAGCAAAUUGGCCAACGUUAUAGCGAUCCCCAACAUCAUCCGGCAAGGACGAUGCACUCUUGUGGCGACGAUUCAGAUGUACAAGAUUCUGGCUCUCAACUGUUUGAUCAGCGCCUACAGCUUGUCCGUCAUCUAUCUGGCAGGCAUCAAGUUUGGCGACGGCCAGGUGACUAUCAGCGGGAUGUUGAUGUCGGUAUGCUUCCUGUCUAUUUCCCGUGCCAAACCGGUGGAAGCCCUCUCGCGAGAACGACCGCAGCCGAACAUCUUGAACGCCUAUAUCCUCGGAUCGGUGCUGGGGCAGUUUGCAAUCCACUGCGCGACGCUCAUCUAUCUUUCCAAUGUGGUCUACUCGAUCGUCCCGCCCGCCGAGGAGAUUGACCUUGAGGGUGAAUUCGAGCCUUCGUUGCUGAACAGCGCCGUCUAUCUCAUGCAAUUGAUCCAACAGGUGUCCACCUUUGCCAUUAACUAUCAAGGCCGGCCUUUCCGCGAAAGCAUUCGCGAGAACCGAGGAAUGUACUGGGGACUUCUAGCCUGCUCGUUCGUGGCCUUUGCAGGAAGUACCGAGUUCCUACCAGAGCUCAACGAGAAGUUACGCUUGGUGCCAUUCACCCGUGAAUUCAAAUGGUCCCUGACGACACUUAUGAUCGUUGACUUCAUCGGAUGUUGGGUUGUGGAGCGCAUCUUCAAGUCCUUGUUCAGCGACUUCCGCCCCAAGGAUAUUGCCAUCAAGAGACCCGAUCAGGUGGAACGGGACGAAAAGCGCAAGAGGGAGCUCGCGGAAAAGGCUGAGAAAGAACGGAUCGAGGAGAUUGAGAGGAAGCGGGGUGUGGCCAACAACACAGGUCCGCCAGCGACGAACAAGGUGCGAUGA